This is a messenger RNA of Nasonia vitripennis (jewel wasp), 2204 nucleotides long. Its product is annotated as ribonuclease Oy. The transcript is spliced from 5 exons. NCBI's taxonomy places the organism in Eukaryota, Metazoa, Arthropoda, Insecta, Hymenoptera, Pteromalidae. Gene Ontology annotation, molecular function: RNA binding; ribonuclease T2 activity. Gene Ontology annotation, cellular component: extracellular region. The coding region runs from base 205 to 939 and encodes 244 amino acids. Gene Ontology annotation, biological process: RNA catabolic process. The record is from RefSeq and is a predicted model, not a curated record.
GGAUAAAGACCGACCGCGAUUAGAUCUCGCGUCUCAUGGAGGAGGCUCGUACGCAAGGAAUUUAUCAACGUAUAUCGUUGAGCGUGUGAUCACUAUCUCUGCAAUAUUAUAAAAGAGCAAUGUCUUAUUAGACUUAGUUGGCACUAAAAUCUCAGUCCACCAAGUUAGCCGUUACAAUUGAGAUCGUUAAGAAGAGGCUAGAAGAUGUUCGACCUAAAGAUCGGCUUCAUCGUAACAGUAGUGUUACUCGCCUGCAGUGCAGUGAGAUCCGAUGCGACCGACUUUGACGUAUUGACUCUGUCCCAGAGCUGGCCGCAGACCAGUUGCUGGGACUUGAAUGAACUAUGGACGGAAGCCGCAACGACAAAGUGCAGUUCUUGUCAAAUGCCCAAAGACAAGCAAAGUUGGACGAUACACGGACUGUGGCCUUCUAAGCUCCAAGGAAAACAUCCGGCAUUCUGCAGUACCAAGCCGAAAUUCAACGCCAAGCUUUUCAACGAUGAGUUGCGCGCGGAAUUAGAACAAAAAUGGCCAAGUUACAACUUGAAGAUGACCUACGAAGCUUUCUGGGGCUACGAAUGGAAGAAACACGGAACUUGCGCUCUGGAUGUUCUCAGCACCAGCACCAUACCCAAAUACUUCAACAAAAGUGUGCAAUUAUUAGACAGCUACAACGUAGGAAAGAUCCUGGCCAGUUCCGGAAUCGUUCCUGGUAAAAAGUACCAGUACAAGGAUGUUAUUAGCGUGCUUGAAAACACGUUGAAAGUUAACGUGUACGUCAAGUGCGCUGUGAAUUCGGUAUCGAAGGAACAGUAUCUAAACGAAAUUAGCAUGUGUUUCGAUAAAUCAUUCAAAUUGACUAACUGUAACAUCGGCGACAGCACAACCAACUGCAAGAGCAAAGAUGUCGAGUACCCAGCGAACUUGAACUCGUGUUGAGAUCUCGCAAUUGAAGUUUAAUCUAAAUGUGUAUCUUAUCGGAGCACAGUUUAUCUGUAAUAGAGCAUCUUUAUAGCGAGUACAUUGUAUUACUCUGUGCUUAAAACAUUUGUACAUAUUAUAUACAUUGAGUUAUUUUAUACAAAAUCAAUCUAAAAAAUAAUUCUCCUAAACAUUCUAAUGAUUAUUGAAUCAAUAUAACUCGAUUAAAUUAAUAGUAGUAGAUUCAUUAGAAUUAAAUAUUAUUAACAUACUUUUUACACUUUUAAAAAUCUAUUUUAGACUCAAAUCAAAUGCUUUUAAAUGUUCAAUUUUAUAUGACUUUACAAUGUGCAAUGAAAUUUUUCACGAGACACGAGGCAAAAUAUCUAAAUAAACGUGCAAGUUUAACUUCCGAAAAAACCUAUAUAAGAUUGAUUGUAAUUUUUAGUCUUAGUUUUUUUGUGCAACAGUAAUAGUCAGUAUUCCGAUAUCGAUCAUCAAUAACAUGUUUAAAUACGUACUUUUUUGCGUAAUUGCAUGUGCAUCACUUUCCUUUGCUGAUAACUACAAUCCAAGCUACGGCGAGAAGUUUGAUUAUUUUCUAUUGACGCUAUCGUGGCCUCAAACUACUUGUUGGGCUGUCAAUAAAAAUUGGCAAAAUACUACAUGUAAUCCGUGCAAGCGAUUGUCGGACAGUUGGACAUUACACGGACUAUGGCCAAAUAAUUACAAUGGAAAACAUCCGUUUAAUUGUGAUUUUCAAGAGGAGUUCAAUCCAAACUUAUUAAGUCAAGAUUUAAAAAAUCAGCUUAACGAUCAAUGGCCCACUUAUAAACUAAAUUUCUCGAAUAAAAAAUUUUGGAACUACGAAUGGCUAAAGCACGGAACCUGUGCGAGUAAGCUUAAAGCAACAAACACUCCGGAAAAAUAUUUUUCUAAAGCUUUAAAUUUGUUGGAUGAAAUCAAUAUGACAACGUUACUUGAGAAAGUAAAUAUUCAGCCAGGUAACCAAUACGACUACUACACUUUGGUUGAUGCUAUUAGUGAUGGUUUGGGCGUUAAGGCCCAAAUAGGAUGUCGUAAAAAUCCGGGUACGACCGACCAAUAUCUCUAUGAGGCCUACAUAUGUUUCGACAAAUCUUUCAAAUUGGUCGAUUGUCACAAUCUACAAUCCUGCAAACGAAAAGGAAAAAUAAUAUAUCCUAAAUCUUUAAAAUCUUGUCAGUAAUGCUUAAUUGAUAUUACUUAUAUCAAAUAAAGAUACAUAAUUAUUUGCAACCAUA